GUCCUUCUGUGCAGAGAGCUGUUUGGUGAUCUGUAGGACUUGGUGGGUGGUGGUUAGACUCGGUGGUUGGUUGUUGGAUCGGAUUUGAACCUUGGCGAUUGUUUGGAUUUGGACAUUGAACAUCAGCUACACUUCCAGAGUGAGUUCUUUCCUGUGUUUUCUUUCCACAAGCUCAGAGGUUUGAUUUUCUGUUUAUGUGACUUUAUUCAUUUGGGGGCUUUGCUUACAACUUUGCCUUUUGUUUUUUGUUUGUUUAGGUUUUUCAUUUUUUUGGGUGUGGAUUAACAUCCAUCCAUUUUCUUUCUUCCUUUCUUCUUUCCUCUCUCUCUCUCUCUCUCUCUCUCUCUCUCUCUCUCUCUCUCUCUCUCUCUCUCUCUCUCUCUCUUUCUUGCUUUAGUUUGGUUUGCUCUUCUUGAUCUUUGUAGACUGGGUUUCUUUGUGUGGACUUGGCUAACCUGGAAUUUUCUCUGUAGACCAGGGUAGCCUCAAACUCAGAGAUUCACCUGUCUUGCCUCCUGAGGGUUGAGAUGAAAUGUAGGGAGAAACCUGAGUGGCAUCGCUGCCUGCCAACAUCCACAUUUCUUUUCCUGACUUCUAUUUGACUGUCACUUUCUGUUACUCCCUAUCUCGUCCUGCCUCUUAACCUCCAGUCCCCACAUAGUUCCCCUUUCCUUUAGCCCAGCCUCAAACCACUGAGCUCCCGCAGGUAAGGAAAAUGGUGGCGUUUGUCUCUGUUGGGCUACAUUACUCUGUGUAACACAGUGACCUCAAAGUACAUCCAUUUCCAGAAAAAUGACAAAUUUUCAUUCUUAUUCAUAGGUGCUGUGCCUCUUGUCAGGGCAUUGGUCUCAGUGAAAUGAACAGUAACAGAUAGAGCCUGUUGGUACCAAGGAGUGAGAAAAGCCCCCGUUUGUCUCUGUUGGGCUACAUUACUCUGUGUAACACAGUGACCUCAAAGUACAUCCAUUUCCAGAAAAAUGACAAAUUUUCAUUCUUAUUCAUAGGUGCUGUGCGACUUUUGCCCCCAUCCUGUGUAUAUACUGUGUUUAUCUACUGGGGCAGGUUGCAUUUACCCAUGCACUCUGGGUAAAGCUAUCUUGAAGUUCAAGUUUGAGUUUUAACUCAGUGCUUUGCCUUCAUAAUGGAUGUCUUCGGUAAGCUUGUCAAUGUUCUGUCCUUUGAGAUGGGGAUCCUUGUUCUCCUGACUAAAAUGUUGUCUUCCAUUGCCCUUGCUGUCUUUCUGCUCUGAGCCUUCUUCCUUCUUUCCAUCCACUGUGUUUGUCUUUGCUUUGUUCUGCUUUCCCUGUGCCCCUGAGGCAUGGCCAGACAUGUCUUUGGACGCAUCUCUGACUUUGAAUCUUAGAGUCUCUAGCAGUAAGCUUGCCUAGAAUUAACUCCAAUGUGUUUCCCCUGCCACCUUUCUUGCUCUUGCUCCUGGAGACUCUGACCAAGAGAAGGGGAGUAUGCUGUCGAGGGAGCUCGAGGCCAGCUGCCACGAAGGGAACACCCUGGCACGUGAUUACUACAUCCUGGGCACCUUAGACAAAGGGUCCUUUGCAGAAGUCAAAGUGGCUCUCCACCUUAUGACCCAGACAAUGGUCGCCAUCAAAAUAUUGAAAAGGGGCACAAGGAAAGAUUUCUUAGUUGUUUCUGAGGUUGAAUUAAUGAAAACUCUUCAUCACAGUAACAUAGUGCAGUUACUACAGAUAAUUGACACAAGGCACAAAACCUACCUUGUGAUGGAAUAUGCAUCCAAGGGAUCCCUGCAGAAACACAUCAACAAGUGUGGGCGUCUACAGGAGGAAGAGGCGCGGACCAUCUUCACAGAGCUGUCUUUGGCCAUCGACUAUAUCCACAGUCAGAAUAUUGUCCACCGAGACAUCAAAGCCGAGAACAUCCUGUUGGACUGGGAUGGGCAUGUGAAACUAACUGACUUUGGUUUAGGCAAAAGACUGGCCUCAGGGGAACAGUUUGAGGGGUUCUGUGGUACCCCACAAUAUUGUGCUCCUGAAGUAUUCCAUCAGAAACCAUAUGACGGCCUUCCAGCAGAUAUAUGGAGCCUGGGUGUGCUCUUAUACUACUUAGUUGUGGGUCAACUUCCUUUUACAGAGGCAGCGCACUUCAAGAUAAAGUACCUGAACCAAUCCCAGUACUAUUGGAUCCCAUAUCGCCUCUCCCCAGACCUUCAAGACCUAUUGAAGAGAUUAUUUACACUAGACCCCACAACAAGGCCAUCCAUCAAAGAAGUAUUAGCACACCCAUGGCUGCGCCGUGAUCAAGGCACGUUGACAUCCUCAGAAAAAAUCCCUCAAGUACCAGAGCCCAACAUUGCUUUUGAAAUGUUUUUAAUGGGGCAUAAAGUUCAAGAGCUCAGAUAUGCAUUGAAGGAACGGAAGUAUAGUCGUGCCAUGGCAACGUACCUCAUCCUCAAAAGAAAGGGUACCCUCUGGCCCCAAUUUUGUUACGAUGCAGGGCAGGGUGGCACACUGAACCCUACAAAAGCUCACAGCCUUCCUUGUUCUUUAAGGGGGGGAAGCAGUGCAUCUACCAUUCGCACCUUCACUUCUCCCAGCCACUCUGAGCUGCCUGGGCUUGGGAGGAAAGGCCAUAAGAGGAGACACAGUGUGCCUCCCACCCUUUCUUCCCUCAAGAGUAGCUUCCUGGAAAACACCUCCCCACUGCAGGGCUUUAUGCCUCAUGUUGGAAAGGACACAUUCAGAGAAAAGGGGGGCAGAAUAAGCUCUACAACUUCACCCUCAAGAAAAAGAAAGGAGACAACAACAACAAUAACAUCAUCUUCAGGAACCACAGGCUCACUGUUCACGCUGUCCCAAACCUCAACCGUUGAAAGCACACAAGAUGGGACCAGUGAGAGCUCUGAGGCUUCAUACGCAUAUAGCAGCACAUCCUCCCGGGAGUCUACAACCAGCUGUCCCUUCCCCAGUAAGAAAUUCCAGGAAGAGAAUACAGGUUCCAAAUCCUCCCCAGACUCCAGCUCAUCUUCCUGGGUGUCUAUAACCAGCAGCCCCUUCCCCAGUAAGAAACUCCUGGAAGGGAACACAGGCUCCAAAACCUUUGAAGACUUCAGCUCAUCUUCCUGGGGAUCUACCACCUGGACUCCCUUCCCCAGCAAGAAAAUCCAGGAAGAAAAUACAAGCACUGAAUUCUUCCAAGACAGCAUUUCACCCUCCUGGGAAAUAGACCAUCAUGGGCCUCUCCCAAUGAGAAGGUGGGGAUGGAAGGGCCUGAAGAAGAGGAUCUCCAAAGCCUUAAGAAGACUCUGUUGCUGCCUCCCAGCGACAAAUAACAAUAUCGUGGCAGCCAGUGAAGAGUGCUUCAGAGACUCGGGCUGAAACAAGUAGGUGGGGUGUUAUGGGAAAGGAUACACUCUCUAGUUUCUUCUUCCCUUAAUGUAUUCCAGCAUGCUCACUGAGGGGGUUGGUGACAUUGUAUCUAUCAUGCCAGAAAGAAAAUCCCAUCCUGUCCUCCCUCCUCUGAGGAAUCCUCCAAUGCUUGAGCUCCAUGUAGACAGCAGAGGAUAGUGACCCAGCGCUGGGCAAGGAUGCUGGGGCAGGUUGGUGAAGGGAUCAAUGGAGCACUUGGGAGGAAUCAGCUUAAGGGCUCAUGUCAGCACGGAGCCAGCACAGCCAUGCACAAGUCCUGCAGAUUUCUAGUAACAUUUCUUGUGUCUGUCUCAAGUGCUGUCAGAGUCCCCCUGGUCCCAGGAGGGUGAUACCAGAAAGUGGAGAGGAGCCAGCUGAGGAUGCAGACAGGUGCAUGGAGGAGAGGGCCAGAGAGUUCCCCACAGGGCAGCAGUCCCAGAACAGCCGUGGCCCUGCACAUUCAUCUUCACAGCACCCAGAAGCCCCUGGAAGAAGCAUCCAUGGACUGCUGGUGAUUCCCAAAAGAACUGAGAAGAAACAUCAGACUGCAGAGAACCUCCAUGCACAGUGAGGAUGUCAGCUCAGCUGCCUGUCUCCAGGUGUACUUGUGAGCUGAGCAGACAAUGGUGCCGGGGGCAGAGGAAGGAACUCAGGGAACCUGACCUGUUCCAUGGGUCCAAGAGUUAUGUGUCUCCAGGAUAGAGGCAGCAACAGAACUGAGAAGCAGUGAGGGUCCAGCUGGAGUCCGCAAGUCAAUCCAGAGUCGGCAGACAGAGCUCAGCCCCACAGUUCUGCUGCAGGCCUCCAUAGCCUCCUGACUACUGCAGUCACAGUGAGAUCCAGAAGCCCUUACUAAGCUCCCAGCUCUAGUCUCUGAUUGUGCAAGUUACAGUCACACUUGAGUCAUUUCAUGGGUAUUCCUUAAAUUUGGUUGGACAUGCAACACACACACACACACACACACACACACACACACACACACACACACACACACACAGUCUAUAGUGUUGAUGUUUUCUUGAAGUGUAGAGAAUCCACAUUUGAAACAAGGUAAUUUCAUAAUUUCAGUGACUUUGCCUUCUGGAAACAGUCCCCCACAUCAGUUUUCUCUUGUCUCCACUCCCUUCUGACAAAGUAACUCCCUAUUCUCUGGCUUUCUAGGAGUCACGGGAAGCCAGGAUAGGCCUUGUUCCCCACUUUGGUCCAGGGUACCCAGCCAUGCACAAAGUGAUGCUUACCUAUGGACUGUCUUUUGAGGAGACCCAAGGUGAAGUCUGAAGUGCUUGCCACCUGAGUCCAGAGAAGGUGCUGGUGGCUGCUGGCAUGCUCAUGUCUUUGCUAACUCUGCCACCCCUGCUUCUGCUGCUGCUGCUUCUGCUGCUGCUGCUGCUGCUGCUGCUGCUGCUGCUGCUGUUUGUCCUGCUCCUGCUCCUGCUCCUGCUCCUGCUCUUGCUUCUCCUGCUGCUGCUGCUACUGCAGCUGCUACUUCUGCUGCUGGUGCUUUGGCUACUGCUUCUUCUGCUUCUGCUGCUGCUGCUGCUGCUUCUUCCGCUUCUGCUGCUGCUGCUGCUGCUGCUGCUGCUUUUGCUUCAGCUGAUGCUCUUGCUGCUGCUGCUCCUGCUGCUCCUGCUGCUCCUGCUGCUCCUGCUGUUGCUCCUGCUCCUGCAGUCUGUGCUGAGGGCAGCCUGGGGCAGUGUGAACUCUAUAGUCUGUGCUGAGAGCAGCCUGGAGUGUUAUGAACUCUGUAGUCUCUACUGAGGCAACCUUGGGCAAUGUGAAUUAUAUAGUCUGUGCUGAGGGCAGCUUGGGGCAGUGUGUAUUGUUAGCUUUAGGCAAAUUUUACUGAGGCUUCAACUACUGAUCUUUAGAAUUACAGACAUUUAACUAAACUUUAGAGAAGGCUUCCCCAAUGUAUCUUGGAAAAAACAGACGUUGCAAAAUAGUUCAUUUAAUUUCUACCUAAUACUAUAUAGUUUAGCACAUUGAUAUUAAAUUGAAUAUUUGGUUAUAAACUGC
Arvicanthis niloticus (Nile rat) is the source of this 5399-nucleotide messenger RNA. The record is from RefSeq and is a predicted model, not a curated record. Lineage: Eukaryota; Metazoa; Chordata; Mammalia; Rodentia; Muridae.